AUGAAGUCCUCAAUGGUCUCGUUCUUCCUCUUCGCGCUUGGCCUUGCCAGCGCUGCCACCCUCGCACCCCGCCAGCGUAGCGAGCGAGUGGAUUACACCAACUUCAAGGGGCUGCGCGUGACCCUCGCCGAGCACUCUCAGGAGCUCGAGGACAAGAUCGCCGACCUGUCCGCCCACAUCCUGAACCCGGGCUCGCAGACCACCCUCGACAUCGUCGUCAGCCCGGGCAACGUUGAUGCAAUCCGCGCCCUCGUCAACUCGACCGAAGUCGUUGUUGAAAACAUGGGUGAAGCGCUUCGCGAGGAGGGUGAGAUUGAAGAUCAGAUGCAGCUGUUUGACGAUGGCACUUCGACCGUCGCCGCUGUGCCUCCUGAGUCGUGGUUUACUGCCUACCACAGCUACAACGACCACCUCCAGUUCCUCCGUGAUCUGCAGGGCGCCUUCCCCGGUCAGUCCGAGCUCGUCACGGCCGGAGCUUCGGCGGCUGGACGCAGCAUCCAGGGUAUCCACAUCUGGGGUUCCGGAGGCAAGGGCUCCAAGCCGGCUGUGCUCUUCCACGGUACAGUCCACGCUCGUGAAUGGAUCAGCACCAUGACCACCGAGUACAUGGCCUGGAACCUCCUGACCAAGUACUCAUCCGACGCGUCGAUUCGUGCGCUCGUCGACAAGUUCGACUUCUACAUCAUGCCCAUUGUGAACCCAGACGGCUUCGUUUACACGCAGACAAACGACCGCCUGUGGCGCAAGAACCGCCAGUCGCGCAGCGGUCAAUCGUGCGUCGGCACCGACAACAACCGCAACUGGCCCUACGGCUGGGCCAAGACUGGCGGCGCCUCCACCAGCCCCUGUGCCGAGACUUACAAGGGCCUCGCAGCCGGCGACACUCCUGAGAACAGGGGUCUGGUCUCUCAGGUCAACGCCCUGAGUAGCGGAAACGGCAUCAGACUGUACAUUGACUUCCACAGCUACGGACAGUACAUCCUCUGGCCCUACGGAGAUGACUGCCAGCGCGUCGACCCCGCCGAGACCAGGUGGCAAGCGCUCGCCACCAGCGCACGCGACGCAAUCCGCGCCGUUUCGGGCACUUCCUACACCAUUGGCAACUCUUGCCGCGCUCUCUACAUGACCACUGGCGACAGCACGGGCUACCUGGCAGGCACUGCUGGCGCCACAUACUCCUACACCUACGAGCUCCGCCCACGCUCCGGCAGCGGCACCAGCGGCUUUGUUCUGGCCGCCUCCCAGAUCCAGCCCACCGUCAGGGAGACGUUUGAGGGAGUCAAGAUCAUGCUGCAGGGCGCUUAA
This is a messenger RNA of Pyricularia pennisetigena, 1305 nucleotides long. RefSeq lists its product as uncharacterized. The record is from RefSeq and is a predicted model, not a curated record. Gene Ontology annotation, biological process: proteolysis. The transcript has 4 exons. Gene Ontology annotation, molecular function: metallocarboxypeptidase activity; zinc ion binding. NCBI's taxonomy places the organism in Eukaryota, Fungi, Ascomycota, Sordariomycetes, Magnaporthales, Pyriculariaceae. Bases 1 to 1305 code for a protein of 434 amino acids.